CUGCCCCGCGGUGCAAAAUAUGAGAACCCCACUCACGGAUCUCAAAGUUGCAGUGUUUCUCCCUACCUCCGCGAUAUUUUUUACCCUUUUGGUCCAAGUUCUGCUUUGUCGCGCGAUUACAUUUGUUCUUACUCCAUGGUUUGCUUGGUUUUUUGUUAUUUUCUCGUGCGAACUCACUUUGUGCUGCUUCUUCUAGUCUUAGCUUGAUUCUUGUUCACGAAGAAGUUGUUUUCACCGUGUGUUUUGACAGUUUAAUUCUGUUCCAUUUUUCAAAGCGAAUAAACCAUCAUGUCUAAGCGUUCGAAACAAACGGGAAAUUUUUAUAAGAAGAGGGCUCGGUUGAUGGAUGAGGUCGAAAGGAAUGUGGAUGCAUUAAACAUCACGCUUGAAACGGCUUCGACUUCUGUUUGGCCGGACCUUGGAGUGGGUAAGUAGAAACAAUGAAAUUGAAUGUUUCCAGCAAUCUACGAACAAAUCAGCUUAGCCACCGUUAGCUUAAAGAAAGUGAUUAAAAUUGUGUGUGUGUGUGUGUGUGUGUGUGUGUGUGUGUGUGUGUGUGUGUGUGUGUGUGUGUGUGUGUGUGUGUGUGUGUGUGUGUGUGUGUGUGUGUGUGUGUGUGUGUGUGUGUGUGUGUGUGUGUGUGUGUGUGUGCGUGUGUGUGUGUCUGGCGAGGGGGGAGUUAAUUUCUUAAGGAAAAUAUCCGUUUAGUUGUUGGGUAUAAUCUGGAAUUCAGGAUCCAUGUUAGGCGAGGUUUAGUCAGGUCCUUGGUACAUACAAACCAUCAUUUUUAAUAUUCCCUUUUAUUUUCAUCUCUAGAAGUUACACCAGAAGAUUUGGAAUUGUUGUUUGCAGGAUGUAGUUCGGCAAAGCCAACAACAUCUACCACUACAACAACAUCGAACGCAACCACGACAUCGAACGAUUUUCAUGAAUUUGAAGAUAUCUAUGAUUCGGCAGAUGUUGUGACUGAUGCCAAUGAUCGCUUCGAAUUCAUGAAAAAUUUGAAUUUGAAGGAUGCACUUGUGCAUCUUAUCAUUCUUGGCCGUGCUUCACGUUUUUUAACAGAAGGCUUCCUUGCCAUCUUAAGGAAGUUCUUUAAAGCUAAAGUCCCUAAAACAAAAAGAACUUUGCUAAAAACUGAAGCCGAUAUUAAAUCAGAAAUUACACCAAUUAAUGGGGGUAAAUUAUGGUAUCGUGGCAUAGAAAAAGUGCUUCUUAAAUAUUUUGAGUAAGAAUUUUUCAAACAUAUUGGUACUAAAUGAAAUUUCUCAUUCGACGUGUGUAUAUUACAGAGAUAUUGAUCCUGAACCGGACAUAUUUACCAUCGAUGUUUCUAUCGACGGGCUUCCACUGUUUAGAAGUUCCCGUAAACAGCUUUGGCCAAUACAAAUAAGGGUGGUCGAAUUACCAAAAGUUCCACCAUUUGUCAUUGGAACUUAUGGAGGCCCGAAGAAACCCCAUAGUAUUGAAGAAUUUUUGAAUCCUUUGGUGAAGGAAAUAAACGAUCUCCAAAAAAGAGGCCUUCAGUUUAAGCAUAAGUUGGUGCCAAUGGUUCUUCGGGCUUUUAUUGCAGAUUCGCCGAUGCGGGCCACUUUGAAAGGUAUGUUUAUGAUUUUACUAAGGAAGUAAUUAUAGCUUCCAUACCAUAUGUUUCACCAACUUUUCCAUCCGUAUAUUUGCAGCUACAAUGAAUUUCAAUGCCAGACAUGGAUGCUUGAAAUGCACAUGUGUUGGGACAACUAUUCAGGUUGGACCUAAUAAAAAAAAAUUAUUUUAGAUUCCAUCGAUGCACCUCCACGCACGAACGUUGGAUUUAGGCAAAGAGAUGACAAAGCUCAUCAUAAAGAAUGGUGCAGUCCUUUGGAAGCCAUUGAUGACUUUGAUAUGGUCGAAGGAAUGCCAGUGUCCGACAGGUUGCAUUUAUUGGAUGAGGGAAUAUUUCAAAAAAUACUAGUAGGGUUUUUGAACAACACUUUCGAACUAUUAGGCCAUAUUUAUCCUCGUCAGAAGGAAGUAGUAUCUGCCUAUAUAAUCAAAAUUAGGCUUCCCUAUGAAAUACCUCGUAGAAUCCGGUCCCUUGAUGAAAUUGCGCAAUGGAAAGCUACUGAAUACCGCAUCUUCUUCCAUUAUUUAAGCGUAGUUAUACUAGAAGAUUUUUAUCAAUAUGAAGGUUCAUUUAACCAUUUUUUGAUGUUAUUUUCUGCGAUAACAAUAUUUUCUUCAAGGGCCCAUCAACAAUAUUGGUCUCUGGCAAAAAUAAUGUUGGACGAAUUCCUUAGACACUUUGGGAAAUAUUAUGGACGGUCUAACAUAACCAGCAAUGUUCAUAACCUUCAGCAUGUUGCUCAUGAAGUUGAAAAGCUUGGGCCUCUGGAUUUAUAUUCCGCAUACGAUUAUGAAAAUGAUUUAAGAUUUAUUAAGCAAGACGUAAAAUCAGGCACUAAUAUAGUUGAACAAGUAGCUGGUCGUCUAACCGAACGCAGUCAAGUAGUAAAACCCAAAAACAUCGCGAAACUUAUAUACCCGAGACUUAGACCAAACGGCCGUUUCUUUAUUACCGAGGAUUUUUCCCUUCACACACAGUUCCAGAACCAAUGGUUUUUAACUGAAGAAAGGAAUAUUAUUAAAUUUGUAAAAGCAAAGAAAGAUGCUUGUGAUUCCUUUAUAAUUGUUGGCGAUUUAAUCGAAUCAUGUGAGGAACUUUUUAAUGUAGUGUCUGAUGAGGACAAUGUGAUAACAGAUAUACAUUUAUCAUCGACUGAAAUUUGUAUCUACAAAGUUAAGCUUAAUGUUCCUACAAUAAGGGUAGAGGUCCCCUGUACAUCUGUGCUAUGUAAGCUCGUUCCAAUUUUUAAACCAUCGCGGUCUUUAUUGCAAAUGCCUGUAAGGACAACACCCCAGCCAAAUUCAAUAGCUUUAUUUCCUUUGUUACACACGUUUAGGAACGCAUAAUAUGUAAAAUAGUUUAUUAAAAAUUAUUCAACAAAAAACAAGUCGUUUAUUUAUUUACUAAUCGUGAUUUUAACUUUAAUAAAUGACAUGAUUUUUAUUAAUUUAAAAUUUCAGUUAAAUAAAUAACUUUGGUUUUUGCGGCACCGCAUCGAACUCAAAAUAGAAAAGAGCUUAUGGGUACCAACUGUAAAAGUAAACGAACGAACAUGUUUUAAUAGUUCACGUAUAUUUAACUAAACAUUAUUUAUAGAGCCCAGGUCUAUUCCAUCUCUUAUAAAACUAAUAUGUUCCUAACAAAGUAAUAGUCAACAAUACUAAAAUAACUUAACUAGUUCGUUUGUUUUUUGUUUCGCUUGUGCGCUUUAUGCACUACGCUUUUAGUUAUUCCUCUUGUUAAGCUUGCACUUUUUGCAUUACUAAUUUUGUUUUUUAAGAAUUGCUCGACAUCUUUUUCUGUUGUCUGGGCACCUCCUACCCGUUUGAAGACAUUCAGAAUGUUUCGGUAUGCCACUAACGCUACCUUUUCCGAGCCAUUUCGCGAAACACCUCUCCAAUUGCACUGUACCACAAACUUACGACAGAACACAUUGUAAAAUGAUUCGUGAAUCCUUUGAAAUUUAUCUGUUGAUUGCAUUUGUGCUUUUAACCAGUUUUCUAACGCUUCUGCAUUAGAUGUUAAUGAAAGACUGGACUCUAAACUGUCCAGUUGUUGCUUGUUGGUAACGACCGCAGGAUGAAACAUCGGUCGCUGGACAGUGCUUUCUGUUUCCAGAUUAGUUUCGUUGCUUCUUUCCUUAAAUGCAUUCGUAUUUACAAUAUCCUUUAUUGCAACAGAAAUGCCAGCCACCACCGUGGUCAUUCGUGCCGUUUGCACAAGAUUUGCUUGUGUAGCAGAUUUGAUAAGCUGCAACUCCUGCAAAAUGUUUUCUCCAGGAUUGUUCGCCAUUUUGUUCUUGACUGUAACAUUACCAAAAUAUUAAAUGGAAAUAUUUUAACAAUUUGUGGUAACUACUUACUUUUGUGAACUAAAUUAUCGUUUAACUAAGCGUAUUGUAAUCGCAAAAUUUAAGCAGUCCACAAUCUGUUUCGGCGUACAUAAACAAGUGCAUUCACGUUUGAAUCUUCAACAUAGAAUGGAAAAGGUUUUGCAUGAAAAACAGUCAACCUUAUGUCAUAUAGAGGCUAAAAAUAAUUCAAGUGAAUAUUUUCUUGGAGAUUGUUAAAUUAUUUCGCCGUAAAGUUAUAAUUUAGAACAUAUAUUUAUUUCUGAUUUAAAUAUAAUUUAAAAUAAUGACGACAAUGCCCUUUUUCAAAUAGUUUUAGGCUUUAAAAAGAAAUAUAACACACAUACACCAUCAAUAAUAUUGACAUUAUGGCUGCUGUCACAAUUAUUGACCGACCCAAGGUGUUAUAAAUGACAAGGUGAAGUUGUUCAGAGCAAAAUGACAUUUCUCGACUUGACAUUUCUCUUCCGGGGGCUACGGUAUAAAAAUCGGGGAGGGCUGGUGCGGGGUAAUGAAAUUUGUAUGCAGAGAGUGACAGAUGUCCCCCACAAUGUCGCCCAGCAAAAGCGAUAAAAAUCAACCUUCUAAAUACAUUAUCCUUGGACCGACCUGUCUCAAAGCAAUGUUAGCGCGUUUGACAGUUCAAUCAUUGUUGGUGUUUGCAGCAGCCAUGGCGAGCAAAAGAAAUCUGUUUGCCAAAAAAGUUGUCUUUACAAGGCAAAAUAGCUAGUUCAUGUAAGUUUAAUUGUAAUAUAAUGUCCCAUUAAGUAUUUUUUAACAGGUGUGUCGCAAAUUCUAAGCGUGAUGUGAAUAACAAGACGAAAAAAGGAUCCUCGAAAUUGCUCAACAUCUAGCAAUCAACAGCACCAUGCUUCACUGCAUUACCAAUAAAUGCAUUUAUUCUACGCUGUGCCAUUCAACUAUGGUGUAAAAUACUUCAUGAACACACGGAGGAAAUCAUCACACGAAGAAGUGCCGGUACAGAAGGAAAAAGGCCCCCGAAAGAGUGAUAAAUUAGUCGAUGAAGUGAAGAUUAUUAUUAUAAUGCGUUGUAAAUUGCUUAUUGUUACGUUAAAUGUUAAAAUAUAUCCCUUUUUUGAAAC
Molecule: messenger RNA, 5059 nt
Organism: Anopheles gambiae (African malaria mosquito)
Lineage: Eukaryota; Metazoa; Arthropoda; Insecta; Diptera; Culicidae
Exons: 3
Coding region: 1885-2952 (355 amino acids)
Source: RefSeq, a predicted model, not a curated record